This is a messenger RNA of Fundulus heteroclitus (mummichog), 635 nucleotides long. It is a transcript of the gene arpc4l, whose product is annotated as actin related protein 2/3 complex, subunit 4, like. The coding region runs from base 121 to 627 and encodes 168 amino acids. Lineage: Eukaryota; Metazoa; Chordata; Actinopteri; Cyprinodontiformes; Fundulidae. Gene Ontology annotation, biological process: actin filament polymerization; Arp2/3 complex-mediated actin nucleation. Gene Ontology annotation, molecular function: actin filament binding. The record is from RefSeq and is a predicted model, not a curated record. Gene Ontology annotation, cellular component: actin cytoskeleton; Arp2/3 protein complex. The transcript is spliced from 6 exons.
CCCCUCCAGAGAAGGAAUUUGUAGAAAACAAACGCGGCUUAGCUGUACUCUACUAUGUAGGAUUUACGGAAGAGUCGUCCCAGGCGUGGCUGAGGAACUUCCUUCUUGUACAGAUCAAAAAUGACGGCGACUCUGCGCCCCUACCUGAACGCUGUGAGGGCCACCCUGCAGGCGGCCCUCUGCCUGGAGAACUUCUCCUCUCAGGUGGUGGAGCGUCACAACAAGCCCGAGGUGGAGGUCAGGAGCAGCAAGGAGCUGCUUCUCCAGCCGGUGGUGAUCAGCCGUAACGACAAGGAGAAGGUUCUCAUCGAGGGCUCCAUCAACUCCGUGAGAGUCAGCAUUGCUGUCAAGCAGGCCGACGAGAUCGAGAAGAUCCUUUGCCACAAGUUCAUGCGCUUCAUGAUGAUGAGAGCCGAGAACUUCUUCAUCCUGAGGAGGAAACCAGUGGAGGGAUACGACAUUAGCUUCCUGAUCACCAACUUCCACACGGAGCAGAUGUACAAACACAAGCUGGUGGACUUCGUCAUCCACUUCAUGGAGGAGAUCGACAAGGAGAUCAGCGAGAUGAAACUGUCCGUGAACGCCAGGGCCCGCAUCGUUGCCGAAGAGUUCCUCAAGAACUUCUGAUGAUGCCG